Zygosaccharomyces rouxii is the source of this 1482-nucleotide messenger RNA. It is a transcript of the gene FRD1, whose product is annotated as fumarate reductase. The record is from RefSeq and is a predicted model, not a curated record. Gene Ontology annotation, molecular function: FMN binding; oxidoreductase activity. Bases 1 to 1482 code for a protein of 493 amino acids. The transcript has a single exon. NCBI's taxonomy places the organism in Eukaryota, Fungi, Ascomycota, Saccharomycetes, Saccharomycetales, Saccharomycetaceae.
AUGUUUAGCAUCCGUAAGAGACAAACCGUUGUCUGGGUACUAUUAUUCUCCCUAGUGAUAUAUUGGAAACAUCUCUUAAUGGCUACUACAAGACCUGUUGUUAUUGUCGGUACUGGUUUGGCAGGAUUGUCAGCCGGUAAUCAGUUGGUAAAGCACAAGAUACCCGUAAUUCUUCUCGACAAGGCAUCCUCCAUCGGUGGUAAUUCUAUCAAGGCAUCUAGUGGUAUUAAUGGUGCUUGGACAGAAACUCAAAAGAGGUUAAAUGUACAAGACAGUCCUGAGCUUUUCCUACAAGAUACCAUUAGAUCAGCUAAGGGGAAAGGUGUUGAACCCUUGAUGGAAAAAUUGACAACAGACGCUGCAUCUGCUAUCCACUGGUUACAGGAUGAAUUUAAGCUCAAAUUAGAUCUGUUGAUGCAAAUUGGUGGUCAAUCAGCCCCUAGAACCCAUCGUUCAUCGGGUAAAUUGCCCCCAGGUUUUGAAAUAAUCCAGUCUAUGUCAAAGGCUCUGCAAGCACAGGCUGAAAAGGACCCAAGUCUAGUCAAGAUUUUACUAGAGUCGAAAGUUGUUGAUGUUUCAGUCGAUGGUCGUGGUAAAAUCUCUGGCGUCGCUUAUGAGGACUCUAAAGGCAAUACUCAAAAGAUUGAAACAGACAACGUUAUCUUCUGUUCUGGGGGAUUUUCACGCUCUAAGGAGAUGCUAGAGGAAUACGUUCCUCAAUAUACAAAGAUUCCCACCACUAAUGGUGAAGCAACCACCGGUGAUGGUCAGAGAAUAUUGUCUAAAUUGGGAGCUGAUCUCAUUGAUAUGGAUCAAGUUCAAUUGCACCCAACUGGUUUCAUUGAUCCUAACAACCGCGAUAGUGCCUGGAAAUUUUUGGCUGCUGAAGGUCUCAGAGGGCUUGGUGGUAUCCUAAUCAACCCUGCUACAGGUAGAAGAUUUGUAGAUGAAUUACAGACAAGAGACUAUGUUACUAAUGUCAUCAGAAGCGAAUGUCCUAAGGAUGACAACAAGGCCUAUUUGGUAAUGAGUGAAGCUACCUACCAAGAGUUUAAGAACAACAUGGAUUUCUACAUGUCAAAGAACUUGUUAAGAAAAGUUACUAUUGAACAAUUGGUCAAGGAGAACAAUUUACCCGUUACUGUAGCUGAAUUCGUUCAAGAGUUAAAAGAAUACUCUACUGCCAAGCAAGAUAAAUUCGGUCGUAGCUUGGUAAUUAACACUUUUGGUGAUCAAGUGAACCCAUCUACUGAAGUAUACCUUGGUGAAGUUACGCCAGUGGUGCAUUUCACCAUGGGAGGUGCCAAGAUCAACCAACAAGCCCAAGUUGUGGGUAAGGACAAUAAGCCUCUCGCUCAAGGUCUUUACGCAGCAGGUGAAGUUUCUGGAGGUGUUCACGGUGGUAAUAGACUGGGUGGUUCGAGUUUAUUGGAAUGUGUAGUAUACGGUAGGGCUGCUGCAAAGGAUAUUGCAGGCAAAUAA